Molecule: messenger RNA, 6550 nt
Organism: Astrephomene gubernaculifera
Lineage: Eukaryota; Viridiplantae; Chlorophyta; Chlorophyceae; Chlamydomonadales; Astrephomenaceae
Source: the annotation of a GenBank genome assembly
ACUGCAACUAACCUACUCCAACAUUUUUUCCGGAUCUUGCACGCACAAAUUCGAGGACGCCUAGACUGAGUUUGCGCGCCGGCGGGGCCUCAGCUGCCCAGGGUUGGGCUGUGUGAGCCUUUUAUGGGGCAACACACCUCAACCCACCCCUCCAUGCCCCAGGCGUCGGCAGGCCGCGCCUAGUGCGGCCCCGCGCCCCUCCCAAAGAGAAUGGUCCGACCUAACCUUCGCUUAUAAGAACAGUAUGGCCGCGCUCACAUCAGAAGGCCCUGGGGUUCCAUCUCCAGCUGAGGAGGACAAGCCGCGCAUUAGAGUACGCCUGCACUUCGGCGGCACCUUUGCGCAGGAUGGACCACGUCAGUGGCGCUACGUUGGUGGCGAGGUGUACAAUGAAAGCUUUCCCUUUGACAGCAAAUACGCCGAGGUCAGCAAGCGCCUAAACGACAAGUUUGGCGACACGGUCAGCUUCAAGUACUUGUGCCCUGGUGACGAGAUUGAUCCAGAUAACCUGGUGCAAGUUCAGGGCGAUGACGACCUGCUGGAAAUGCGAGAUGAGUACGUUAACGCGCUCCAGAAGCCUAGCACGCCAGUCAAAACUGUGCGCAUUAAGGUGUUCGUGUUCCGGGCCAUCAUUUUCGAGCGUGAGGUUCAGGACCUGGAGGAGGAGCUGGAUGAUGAGGAUGAGCUGAUGGACGAUGGCGUCGAUGGAGAGCUGCAGUCAAGCUGCGAUCCUGAGGAAUGUGGACCAAACUGGAGCGAUUGGGGUGAUCCGGACGAGCAGGAGGUGACGGAAAGCAGCGUGCCGUCAGCUCUGCCGUCCUCUGACGCGGAGCUUCUCAAUGGCGCUGCCAUGGCGGCUGCUGCCUCAGGAGCAGCAUACCACAACGUCAGCAUGAGCGUGAACAGCUUUGCCAGCGGCAGGACGACCGCUCACAUGUUGCCAGCUGCUCUUGGAGCAGUCGCCGGCGGGCCGAGUAACAUGCUGUUCAAUGCGGGCUUUGGCAGUAGAAGACCGUCGGCUGGCUGGCACGGGCAUGCGUUUGGUCAGCGCGCGGAGGCUUUGCUGGCAGCACAGGCUGACGGGGUCGACGCCGCUGCCGCCGGCAGCGGCGGCAGCAAUGGCGAGCGGUUUGGUGGCUCCAGGCAGGGGCGCGGGGUGGAGGCGGCGGCAGCGGCGUUGGCGGCGGAGACGAUUAUGCGUAACGCCCGGCGUGGAGGCGCUGCCGAGGCAGAAGCAGAGGGGGCAGAGGUGGACGCUUACUUGUUUGAGGAAGCCGACGCGGCGCUGGAACUGGCUUACAACCAGACGGGUUGCAACGAACAUGAUUAUGCCCAUUCGGAGCAGCCGUAUGAGGAACAGCUGUAUGAGGAGGAGGAAGCUGCGAACCUAGACGGCGGCUUUCAGGGACGAGAGCAGGAACAGCAGCAAUGGCAACUGCCUGACGGCUGGCAAGGAUUAGGACGCGGGGCCGCACAUCGCCCUCGCUCGGCGCAGGAGGAACGGCAGCACCCGGAGCUGGUUUGGGAGAAGCGGGUAGGACAACAGCAGGAGAAGCAGUUAGUGCAGCCACAGCAGGAGCAGCAGCAGAAAAUAGUGCAGCAGCAGGAGCAGGACAAUCGACAGCAGCAGCGGGGGGUAACAGGUUCGUAUUUGGGGUUCUAUUGUGACGAGCAACUUGAAGACCCGUACAGUGAGCAGUACGAUGAUCCAAUCGUCGCCGGGACUGGCCUGUGCGGUAUGCGCAUCACGGACGGCAGCGGUCGCGACCUUGCCAGCGCCGCUAGCGAUGGUGCCGUCCGCGCAAUGCCUCGUGCAGCUGACUUGGCGGCGUACGGCGACCAGCUGGGCGAGCAGUACGGCGGCGCGUUCGCAGCUGCCGAUGGCGGAGGCCCUAAUGGUGCUGCCAGCGGCGCUCGUGGGGCUGCCGGCGGCGGCGUGCACACGCGGCUGCCGGCUGCUGUCGACCUGCUGCCGCGCCACAUCAGCGCCUUUGGUGAAAGCAGCCGUGAUGAGAGCCGUGGCGCCGCAGGUGCCGGACCCUUCCUUCCGUCGCGCAUCACCAUCUUUGGCGAUGACGGCUCCUUGAACGGCACGCAUGGAGGAGGCUGCAGUGUCGGCGGCGGGCGGGCAGGCGGCGGCGCGGCUGACAAUGUCGGGCUGCGACGCCUUGUAGCCGGCGUUGGCGGCCCAGCACGCUGGCCACACCCUGGCGCUCAUGCCGACGCUGGCCCAGGGGUCGGUGCGCACGGCGGUGGUGGUGGCUUUCCGGGCGCUGGCGGUCCUGAGGACAUGCUCGCCGGCGACAGCCGGUUGUGCAUCACCCAGGAGUUUGGCACGCAGCAGCAGAGCUCCUUGCAUGAUCCGGGCGGUAACCACGACAGCGGCGAUGAUGACGGCGAUGGCGGCGGCCGAGGAGGUCGUGGGGCCGGCGGCCGGGUGUCGCCGUUGGAUCCGCUGGAUCCGCUGCUGCGCACGGGGCUGGGACUGCUGGGGCUGGACGGCAUGGACAGCCUGAGCGCGGCCGCGGGACACCACAGCCACCCGCUCAAGGGGGUUGUGAAGAAGCGCAAGUCGGAGGUGUCUAUCAUCGCAAAGAUUGGCGAGGGCGCGUUUGGCGAGGUGUCCCAAGCGCAAGUGUUUCCGUACGGCAUCGUGGCGAUCAAAUGGCUCAAGCGGGAGCGCUUCGCCAAGUACUCCGAGUCCUUCCAGCGGGAGGCGGAGACACUUGCCAAGCUCAACCACCCCAACAUCAUCCGCAUGUAUGGCCUUGUCAUGGACUCGCCCGACACGCCCGGCGGGCUGGGCGGAGGUGGCCUCGGCGGCGGGGCCGGCGGAGGCGGCGGCAGUGGUGGGGGCGGGUCUGGCGGCGGCAAUGGCGGCGGACCGGCUAGCGGUGCGGGCUCGCCAACGGGUUUGAUUGGCGGCAUCAUAACGGAGUUUGUGAGGAACGGCAGCUUGGGGCAGUACCUGCGGUCGCUCAACGGCCGGCGGCUGUCGUUGCGGCAGAGGGCCAUGAUUGCGCUCCAGGCGUCUCUGGGCAUGGCCUACCUGCACGAGCAGUCUCCCGCCGUGGUGCACUUUGACCUCAAGCCGGACAACCUGCUGGUGGACGGAGAGGGGGACAGCAUGGUCAUCAAGGUCGCGGAUUUCGGCCUCAGCAAGCACAAGCUGAGCAACUACGUGUCCUGUCGCGACCUGCGCGGCACACUGCCGUACAUGGCGUACGAGCUCGUCUCCAACAGCGGCAACAUCUCGGAGAAGGUGGACGUGUACUCCAUGGGUGUGGUCAUGUGGGAGAUGCUCACAGGCGAGGCGCCCUUUGCGCACCUGACCGCACAGGAAAUCCUGUCGGGGCUGCUGCAUGGCAACUUGCACCUCGCCAUCCCGCCCUCCUGCGAGCCCGAGUGGCGCUCCCUGGUGGAGACCUGCAUGGACCCCAGCCCCGUCAACCGCCCCAGCUUCCAGGAGCUCGCCAUGCAGCUGCAGGAGAUCCUGCGGCUGGAGCGCCAGGCGUCCAACGCGAGCAGCAUCAGCGCCGCAGCGGCGGCGGCUGCGGCUGCAGCAGCGCUGCUGGAGAGUACGGGAACGGUUGUGGGAGCGACGGACGUGGGUGAUGGCAGCGGUGGGGCUGGCGAGGUAACGGCCCCAGGUGCCAACGGUGUGGUAGCGGCAAAUGCUGGCGGCGGGAAUGGAGGUGGUGUUGGUGUUGCGGGGCUGCCGCAGUGGCGCUUGCCGCUGCCGCCGCUUCUGCCCAUCGCACCUCCGGGGCCGGCAGCUCAGCAGGCGCCGGUUCGCAGCCCAGUGGCGCCCCCGACAGUACCGCAGAUGCUACAUGCGCCGCCACCGCCGCCGCCUCCGCUCUUGGCAAGACAGCCUUUGCAUGUCGUGCAUCCUAUGCAAGCCGCGCCGCUUCAUUCGCCCUUACUCGCGCCGUGCGCCCAGCCGCCGCAGCAGCCUCCCCUACCACACCGGGUUUUGCAGCCGUUCCAGCCGUCACCAGCGCCGCCACCUUACGUCCCGUACGGCGUAGCGCAGCAGCUACCGCCGGCGUUGCAGCAGCCCCAUCAGCAACCACAGCGGCAGAUGCAGCCCCCGCAGCAGCCCCCCCAACCGCAGCACCUGCAGUACUCGCCGCAGAUAUCACCCACCGCUGCGGCAGCCGCAGCGCUCGUCGUGUCGCAGCCCGUCAACCACACACCCUACAUCCUGCCGCUUAAUGCGCAAGGGGUCUUCACGCCGCAAACACCGCAGCCGCAGCACGUGAAUGGGCUGUACGCGCUCGCAGGUGCUGCUGGUGCUGCCGGGAUGCCGCCACUGGUAAGCUGGGGUGAGCGCGCGAUGUAAGCCUCUUGCUUCGCCGCCGCUGUGUUCCUACGGCUGGGGUUAUGUUGGUGUGGCUGUUUGUUAUUGCUCUUAGCGCGCCAGCUCGCUGGGCAACUGCCUUUUCUGCGCUGUGGGGUUGGUUUGUUUGGUUGGUGCAACGCUGCGGCAUGCUGCCGCUGGUGAGAUGCAUUUGAUGGUGCAAAAUUGCCGGCAAUGCCAUGGCAGGGGCAUGGUUCUGGACGUAAGGAUGGAUGAUGAUGAGGAAGUGUUGGAUUAGGGGUGGCUUGCGUCUGCGGUUCAUGGUACUUAGCCCAAUUUCGGACGCGGGUCUCAAUGUUGAAGCUCGGCGGCAGCGUUUACGAUAUGGAAUGCCUUCCCGCAACCAUUAGAGAAGCAGCUGGUGGGCUUGAGGAGGUGAACAAGAGGAUUGCGGGAUAGCGGGCAUACGCCGUACAGCAUGCUGUGAGGUGGUAGCAGCUUCCUCUUGUUGGGCUGGGACGGUCGUGUUUGGCCACCUGUGGAGGCGAAGGCAUGGGUGCUUCGUAUGAUGGUAUGGUUUGAUGCCUUCUUACUUGUGGCGCUCUCUGUGUGUCUUGGUCGUGUUAGGAAUGCCUUGCCCGCACCCUUCCGCGGCCGGCUAUGAAUGGGCGGUCUUUUGAGGGCUGCUGAUAUUCCGCAUCGCGGGAAUGGGAGAAAGCGGUUCCUGUUUCAUUCCUGAUCCGGUUCCUUUACAUUUUGGAGCUCAAGAUUCCAGGUACGCGUUACGUGCACGGCCUUUGCCGUGGCAUUUUUGGUAAACAUUUCCCGGUAGCCUUAGGUGUUUACAAGCCGGUAGGCGGACGCCAUGAGCGAGCGGCUCCGUCCAAAACUUCAUUUGCUGUUUGGCAGAACCCCUUCGUUCGUGCCGUGCCGUGCGGGUCCCCCUCAGCCAAGGUCAUGCAUCUUUGCUGCUCCGUGGCUGUUACGUUAACUAAAAGAGCAGUUCAGAUGGGGGGUGUGCUUCACAUGCCGCCGCCGCUCCCCACGUGCAGUCCACUACAAAGAACGGAGAGGUCAUGUGAAGAGGAGGUGGAGGAGGAGGAGCCGGAGUAGCGCCAGGGGGCGGUGGCGUUCCGGCCGUGUUGUUUGGAUCGUGCUGGUCGCAUGUGGUGUGUUGUCGGUAGGGGUGGGAUGGUGCGCCCUGCGUCUCCAUGUGCGUUUGCGGGAAGCGCUGUAGCGACCUUUUUAAGCUGCGCCCGGGCGGCUGUCUGUACGUUGCUGGCAGGCCGCUCGCGUGCGCGCUUUCCUUCAGUGUGUGCCCUCAAGGAAGUAAAAAAGUAAAUUUGUUCCCUCCCGUUUUGUGCAAAUAUUUGGAUUCAAAUGUUAUUGUCCAUGGGGUUGUCAACGUGGAAGGAAUUUGGCCGCCUUGACAGCGCUGGUGACACAAGGUAAUGUUUGCGACUGGUGGCAGCAACCUGCCCAACAUUGCGAGGCCGUGUGGAGGGACGGCUGGGGCGGCACCGAGCAGUCACUCUUCUUCUACCCGCUAAAAGAGUCGCGGUACGAGUGCUGCUGCCGUGUGUUGCGAGCUUGACUUGCUGGCUGUGGGAAUGGUGGUUAUGAGAACGACCUAUUAACCUUCUGGCUAAAGUGUAUUGUUCCUUGUAAUGUUGUGUGACACUGGUGUGUGUGUGUGUGUACGUGAGCAAGGCGGCGUCGUUUGAUUUGGGGCCAUUUUAGAGUGCCCUUGCCGCGUGAAAACGUCCUUUUGGUCUUCUUUCUUGAACGUACCCUUUGCCCGGGUGCGUUGUCCCUUAGAAACUUCGGUAUGUCGACUAAAUAACCUUGGCCUGGCGGCGUGCAACGUCUGUCUAUUCGUGGAAUUUGUGCGGCCGCAAUCCGUGCAGGCCCUUUUCUAGUGCCCUCUCCGCAUCAUCAUUUCCCUCAUCGUGAACCAUGGAGGAACGCAUUUUGAUUCUUGUGUUGACUCGGACCAAUAGUUUCGCUUUUAGGAUUUGAGAUAGAGAGUCAUUUAGGUGCCGGUGGUGGUGGGAGUAGUGUGUACGGCAAUUGUAUACCCGUGUGUGGGGUUCGAUAUUUCCCAGUGUGGAUUGGGUAGUGUACAAUAGGAAGACGGCGGCAGUUUAGUGUUUUUUCCUGAGGAUGCUUAAUGAAUGCGCAACAACUUACCAGUAACAACUACGGGGCGCUUGGCCAUGGUUUGUAUUUGAAAUAGAUGCGUUUAUG